AUGCAGCGGUACAAUGCGGUGUGGCACACGGUAGCAUGCGGUGCAGCACACACCAUUCUGGGCGAUGGCGUGGUGAUGCUGCGACAGCUCAGGCUCAGCGCGGCACUGGUGAGCUGUAGCAUGCGGUGCAGCACACACCAUUCUGGGCGAUGGCGUGGUGAUGCUGCGACAGCUCAGGCUCAGCGCGGCACAGUGGUGAGCUGUAGCAUGCGGUGCAGCACACACCAUUCUGGGCGAUGGCGUGGUGAUGCUGCGACAGCUCAGGCUCAGUGCGGCACAGUGGUGAGCUGUAGCAUGCGGUGCAGCACACACCAUUCUGGGCGAUGGUGUGGUGAUGCUGCGACAGCUCAGGCUCAGCGCGGCACAGUGGUGAGCUGUAGCAUGCGGUGCAGCACACACCAUUCUGGGCGAUGGCGUGGUGAUGCUGCAACAGCUCAGGCUCAGCGCGGCACAGUGGUGAGCUGUAGCAUGCGGUGCAGCACACACCAUUCUGGGCGAUGGCGUGGUGAUGCUGCGACAGCUCAGGCUCAGCGCGGCACAGUGGUGAGCUGUAGCAUGCCGUGCAGCACACACCAUUCUGGGCGAUGGCGUGGUGAUGCUGCGACAGCUCAGGCUCAGCGCGGCACAGUGGUGAGCUGUAGCAUGCGGUGCAGCACACACCAUUCUGGGCGAUGGCGUGGUGAUGCUGCGACAGCUCAGGCUCAGCGCGGCACAGUGGUGAGCUGUAGCAUGCCGUGCAGCACACACCAUUCUGGGCGAUGGCGUGGUGAUGCUGCGACAGCUCAGGCUCAGCGCGGCACAGUGGUGAGCUGUAGCAUGCGGUACAGCACACACCAUUCUGGGCGAUGGCGUGGUGAUGCUGCGACAGCUCAGGCUCAGCGUGGCACAGUGGUGAGCUGUAGCAUGCGGUGCAGCACACACCAUUCUGGGCGAUGGCGUGGUGAUGCUGCGACAGCUCAGGCUCAGCGCGGCACAGUGGUGAGCUGUAGCAUGCGGUGCAGCACACACCAUUCUGGGCGAUGGCGUGGUGAUGCUGCGACAGCUCAGGCUCAGUGCGGCACAGUGGUGAGCUGUAGCAUGCGGUGCAGCACACACCAUUCUGGGCGAUGGCGUGGUGAUGCUGCGACAGCUCAGGCUCAGCGCGGCACAGUGGUGAGCUGUAGCAUGCGGUGCAGCACACACCAUUCUGGGCGAUGGCGUGGUGAUGCUGCAACAGCUCAGGCUCAGCGCGGCACAGUGGUGAGCUGUAGCAUGUGGUACAGCACACACCAUUCUGGGCGAUGGCGUGGUGAUGCUGCGACAGCUCAGGCUCAGCGCGGCACAGUGGUGAGCUGUAGCAUGCGGUGCAGCACACACCAUUCUGGGCGAUGGCGUGGUGAUGCUGCGUCCGCUCAGGCUCAGCGCGGCACAGUGGUGAGCUGUAGCAUGCGGUGCAGCACACACCAUUCUGGGCGAUGGCGUGGUGAUGCUGCGACAGCUCAGGCUCAGCGCGGCACAGUGGUGAGCUGUAGCAUGCCGUGCAGCACACACCAUUCUGGGCGAUGGCGUGGUGAUGCUGCGACAGCUCAGGCUCAGCGCGGCACAGUGGUGAGCUGUAGCAUGCGGUGCAGCACACACCAUUCUGGGCGAUGGCGUGGUGAUGCUGCGACAGCUCAGGCUCAGCGCGGCACAGUGGUGAGCUGUAGCAUGCGGUGCAGCACACACCAUUCUGGGCGAUGGCGUGGUGAUGCUGCGACAGCUCAGGCUCAGCGCGGCACAGUGGUGAGCUGUAGCAUGCGGUACAGCACACACCAUUCUGGGCGAUGGCGUGGUGAUGCUGCGACAGCUCAGGCUCAGCGCGGCACAGUGGUGAGCUGUAGCAUGCGGUGCAGCACACACCAUUCUGGGCGAUGGCGUGGUGAUGCUGCGACAGCUCAGGCUCAGCGCGGCACAGUGGUGAGCUGUAGCAUGCGGUGCAGCACACACCAUUCUGGGCGAUGGCGUGGUGAUGCUGCGACAGCUCAGGCUCAGUGCGGCACAGUGGUGAGCUGUAGCAUGCGGUGCAGCACACACCAUUCUGAGCGAUGGCGUGGUGAUGCUGCGACAGCUCAGGCUCAGCGCGGCACAGUGGUGAGCUGUAGCAUUAUGUGCAGCACACACCAUUCUGGGCGAUGGCGUGGUGAUGCUGCAACAGCUCAGGCUCAGCGCGGCACAGUGGUGAGCUGUAGCAUGCGGUACAGCACACACCAUUCUGGGCGAUGGCGUGGUGAUGCUGCGACAGCUCAGGCUCAGCGAGGCACAGUGGUGAGCUGUAGCAUGCGGUGCAGCACACACCAUUCUGGGCGAUGGCGUGGUGAUGCUGCGUCAGCUCAGGCUCAGCGCGGCACAGUGGUGAGCUGUAGCAUGCGGCGCAGCACACACCAUUCUGGGCGAUGGCGUGGUGAUGCUGCGACAGCUCAGGCUCAGCGCGGCACAGUGGUGAGCUGUAGCAUGCCGUGCAGCACACACCAUUCUGGGCGAUGGCGUGGUGAUGCUGCGACAGCUCAGGCUCAGCGCGGCACAGUGGUGAGCUGUAGCAUGCGGUGCAGCACACACCAUUCUGGGCGAUGGCGUGGUGAUGCUGCGACAGCUCAGGCUCAGCGCGGCACAGUGGUGAGCUGUAGCAUGCGGUGCAGCACACACCAUUCUGGGCGAUGGCGUGGUGAUGCUGCGACAGCUCAGGCUCAGCGCGGCACAGUGGUGAGCUGUAGCAUGCGGUACAGCACACACCAUUCUGGGCGAUGGCGUGGUGAUGCUGCGACAGCUCAGGCUCAGCGCGGCACAGUGGUGAGCUGUAGCAUGCGGUGCAGCACACACCAUUCUGGGCGAUGGCGUGGUGAUGCUGCGACAGCUCAGGCUCAGCGCGGCACAGUGGUGAGCUGUAGCAUGCGGUGCAGCACACACCAUUCUGGGCGAUGGCGUGGUGAUACUGCGACAGCUCAGGCUCAGCGCGGCACAGUGCUACGGCUCAACGUGUGCCGAUUGUGCUCCGACCACUCUGUUCUGCUGGACGAGUCCAAAGAGGUGGGUGGGUUCACUGCGAGCGUCAGCCGAUUGCGCUCCGACCACUCCGCCUUGUUGGAUGAGUCCAAAGAGAUGGGUGCUGUGCGGUGCACAGCGUUAUGGCGCGGUGCAACAUGGUUAUAUGCGAUUCAGCGGCAGGAGCAAAUUCUGUGCAAUGUGCUCCCCCAUUUCCUCUCCUCAUGGCCCCUUUGCAUUACCCUUCCUUUGCUCUCCAGCUCGGCCACAGCAACCACCACCGCACCAGCACCCACCACCACCGCAUCAGCACCCACCACCACCGCACCAGCACCCUCCACCACCGCGCCAGCACCCACCACCAUCGCACCAGCACACACCACAACCGCACCAGCACCCCCCACCACCGCACCAGCACCCACCACCACCGCACCAGCACCCACCACAGCCGCACCAGCAGUUUCAGCAACAGCAACAGCAACAGCAACAGCAACAGCAGCAGCAGCAGCAGCAGCAGCAGCAGCAGCAGCAGCAGCAGCAGCAGCAGCAGCAGCAGCAGCAGCAGCAGCAGCAGCAACAGCAGCAGCAGCAACAGCAACAGCAGCACCAUCAGCAACCACCACAGCAACAGCUGCUGCUGCCUAA
Molecule: messenger RNA, 3642 nt
Organism: Closterium sp. Yama58-4
Lineage: Eukaryota; Viridiplantae; Streptophyta; Zygnematophyceae; Desmidiales; Closteriaceae
Source: the annotation of a GenBank genome assembly